AGAUUGUUCUUUAUGUGGGAAUCUUGCAAUUUAGAACAAUCGUUUCGGAUAUCAUCCGAGAGUUUCUCUCUGCUAGCGUACAACUCUCCUGGGAGAAAAGUACUUGACAACUGAAAGUACUUGACAACAUCCAACUCGGAAUCAAUCACGGAUCUCCAAUUUCCUCAUUUCUCCUUGUCAUCAAACAUGGGAACGAUGAAGGGGGUUUACUUCUUGUUAGCAGUUUUUGUUUUUAGUUCAGUGGAUGGCAAACUCACCAGGGGUAGGAAUGAUCAGUAUAUUGGAAAGCACAUCGUUGGUACACCACUUAUUUUCGCCAUGAAUGCAAAUUAUGAAAUUUAUGACGGAUUUAGUUCGCGCGUUUUCGACAGAAAAGAUGAGCAUUCAGGAACAUCAAGUGGAAGUGCAAGCGAUGAUGAGGAAGACGAGCGUCGACGUCGUAAAAAGAGAUCGACGUCGUUUUCGGCAGAGGAGAUCCAGGGAAUUCUAGACAGACAUAAUCUUCUGAGAGGACAGGUUUCACCCGAAGCCGCCAAUAUGGAAUUCAUGAGCUGGGAUGACGACUUAGCCUCAAUGGCCCAGGACUGGUCCGACGAGUGCCUCUGGGAACAUGGUAAUCCUACAAACAUCUCGCCGUUCUCAUCGGUAGGCCAGAACCUAUGGCUUGGGACUGGGUCCCAGCCGGAUGGAGUAGGACCAACACAGUCAUGGUAUAAUGAAGACCAGUACUACGACUAUGACACACACAGUUGUUCUGAUGUCUGUGGGCAUUAUACACAGGUUGUAUGGGAUGACACAUAUGCUGUGGGAUGUGGCCGAACCUUUUGCUCCUCAGUUUCUAACGGCUGGACGAACGCCUAUAUCGUAACCUGUAAUUAUGGACCCGCAGGGAACUACAACGGUGUACGCCCGUAUACGACUGGUAGCAGCUGCACACAGUGUGCAUCAGGCAUCGGACAAUGUUAUGAUAAUCAAUGUAGAUUAUGUUCUGAGCACAGUGAAACCUGUGAUUGCCAAGCCGUGUGCCAGAACUGUGGAACACUGAAUAAUGAUUGUACAUGUACAUGUCGAGACGGGUAUUACGGCAGCGACUGUUCCACUGUUUGUGAGGACACACAUGAGUACUGCGGCGGCAAUCCUGGCUGGCCACUCUCCUGGUGCACUGAGGACAGGUCUUACGUACUCACAAACUGCCCCCUGUUCUGUGGAUUAUGCAAUGCAGCCGAUCCAAGUCAGACGUGUGAAAGCACCUCGGCACCUUCCGCAGCUACGACGUCAUCCAGCGGUAGCGGCGAUGUCACGACCACAUCGAGCGGUAGCAGUGAUGUCACGACCAUGACUACCACCGUCGAGACGACCACAGCUCAACCGUCCUGUGACACCACUUGUCAGAAUGACGGGAUCGUCGACGAGACGACAUGCGAAUGCGAUUGCCCUAGUGACUACCAGGGCGCAGAAUGUGAACAAACAAAGUCUCAAGUGCGGUAUGGCGUAGUGGUUUAUACAAGUAUCAGCCGAUGGCCCGAUCUCGAGGAUAUUCUGCUGCGUAUAAUUGGAGAAAUUGUGACGUCAUGGUGCAAUGAUAACUUUGAGAUUUGCUGCCCAAAUCAGGGAACAUUGUCAUCAUCAUCGUCAACCCUUGGUUACGUCGACGAGACCCAUGUUACAGUUGCUGACGGGUUUCCCAGAGAGGAAACGGGGCUUUCAUUUGAUGCCUUCCGUGUCAUGCUCUUGGUGACCCCGCCGGAGACAACCGAGCUCUGCUCAGCCGGAUCUGACUCCAACUCUGCGACCAGAAGGAGAAGAUGGACUGAAUAUCUCCAUAGCAACAUGAUUUCUAAGAGAGAUGCAUCGGAAAACUACCUGGAUCAGGACGCGCUGUACGAGGCGGUGAGCGAGAACAUUGACACCCUGGAAGACGAACUCAACGUCACAUUAGGAGAGGUAGUCAAAGGUGAGAUCGAACCUGACUCAGGCAGCGGCGGAGGACUAGCCGCAUGGGCAAUAGCACUCAUCGUUGUCGUUGUUCUUUUGGUUGUGGUGAUCGUUCUCGGAAUAGUUGUGUUCAUCACUAUGAAAGAGAAACGUGUCCGAACCAUGUCCCCAAACGUCAAAUCUGAGAGAGAUGAAGGAAAGCCCACGUCAUCGGCACAAUAACAGAGAUACUUAAAACUGGAGGAAGCAAACCAAAUGACCCUGAAGACCCAGAGCACACCGAGCAGAAAGGGUCCGACAGAGAUAACGAUCCUCCACCGAUGAGCAGAGCCCAAACCAAGGUUUACCCGGCAGGAGGGAAACCUCUUAAACUGAGUCCAAUCAAGGCGAAAUCUAGCGAAAAGGUGCCCAAACUCAAGAAAAAUAAUACACUGCCCCCGGUUAAACGAUCACAGGCGCAACCAACAAAGAGAGGCAAAAAGAAAUAAAAAA
This is a messenger RNA of Strongylocentrotus purpuratus (purple sea urchin), 2427 nucleotides long. RefSeq lists its product as uncharacterized. Lineage: Eukaryota; Metazoa; Echinodermata; Echinoidea; Camarodonta; Strongylocentrotidae. The coding region runs from base 187 to 2157 and encodes 656 amino acids. The record is from RefSeq and is a predicted model, not a curated record. Gene Ontology annotation, cellular component: extracellular region. The transcript has 16 exons.